Messenger RNA from Dinoponera quadriceps, 1653 nucleotides. RefSeq names its product seipin (gene Seipin). Bases 421 to 1446 code for a protein of 341 amino acids. The record is from RefSeq and is a predicted model, not a curated record. Lineage: Eukaryota; Metazoa; Arthropoda; Insecta; Hymenoptera; Formicidae. Gene Ontology annotation, biological process: lipid droplet organization; lipid storage. Gene Ontology annotation, cellular component: endoplasmic reticulum membrane. The transcript has 5 exons.
UACUGGUGCCAUCUAAACAUCGGCCGCAUGGACAUAACCUCUCGGUUUAUGCGAAACACGAAGUUCUGAAGAUUUCUUGUGAAUAUAUAAUUUUUAUUCAGCAGCAUAAUCUCAGAGAUUACUUAUCUGUCUUUCUUUCAUUUUUUUUUUGUGUCGUUCCUCGAAUGUAUGAAUCACUGGUCGACAGUCGUUAUUUUAUCUCUUGAUGAGGCCCGAGAUCGAUUUCUCAAUUGCAGAUAACGCCAGCCAACGUACACGUUGAAGUAUACAAAGGUGAAAUGAUGCAAAAAAAAGAAUCACCAAAUCGAUCAAAGUUUAGCCUAUUGUUAUGUAACGUCGUUAAACGUUCGUACGCAUAUUUACACACCUUUCGAACGUAAAUUGAAUCUCGUCGUGCGUUUCUGGCAGUAGCUGUGCAAAAUGUUGAUUUCGAGGUUAAUACGUGAGGUCAAUAAGAAGUGGUUCGUCGUACGCAAGAGAACUACGCAAAAUGUGCAAUCGGCCAGGGAUGCGGUUGUACGUGGCGCUAUUAUUGUUGUUUGCGCUAUCUUCGUAAUUUGGUUAUCCGUGUUUCUUUAUACGGCUUUCUAUUACACCUACAUGCCCAGUAUGUCAUACGUGCGUCCUGUACAUUUGCAAUUCAAAUCAUGCGACGAAGAAAAAGGCAUUUGUAGUUUUCCAUCGGCUCAUGUGCAGUUGACUAACAAACAGCAGCUUCUAAUGAUAGGUCAGGCGUACAAAGUGAAUUUGCAUCUGGAAAUGCCGGAAUCACCUGCCAACAGAGAACUUGGUAUGUUCAUGGUUUGUGCACAGCUGCGGAGUCGUGAUGGGUUUCUUGUUGACCAUUCCUGCAGAUCUACAAUGUUACAUUAUCGUAGUACGUUAUUGCAUGCCCUUACAACUCUUACAUUCUCACCUAUGAUGAUUUUUGGAAACGUUGAAGAGAAGCAAGAUGUCGUUUUGGAAUUGUUUGGUAAUUUUGAAGAGGAUCAGAGUCAUCCAGUAACAAUUAUUUACAUUCAGAUCCAAUCGAGGCAUAUCGAAUUCUAUUCCGCUAGCCUCAUGAUAAAUGCCCAUUUAACAGGACUGCGUUACUUGAUGUUUCAUUGGCCAACUCUGUCCGCCAUUGUUGGUAUUGGUACAAAUUUGUUUUUCAUAGCACUUGUAUGUACGCUUUCGUACCUGCACAUUGUAGUUGACGAGGAAAACACGGACGAAAAUUUCAGUUAUGAGAAGGGCGAAGAUGAGGAUGAGAAGGAUAAUAAGACUGUUAGCGAACUAUCGUCAUCGGAAACAUCGUCAUUGCAAGAGAGUCCUAUUUCAGAAGAUAUCAAGAGUAAGAAGAAAAGUUUCUUAUCUCGUACACCCGAGACAAUUGGGGGUGAGCCGAGUUAUAUUCAGGAGAUCUCCACAUUACUCGCCGAGGCAUCAAGUAGCGAUAAGUGAUUUGAUGCUGAGAAAUGUGAUGGUACGAUGUAAGGAUAUACGUGGUGGAUAUAAUAUAUAAUCAACUAUGAGUUAUUAAGGUAUCAACUAUAUAAGUAAAAAGAGAAUCGACGAGAAAGGAAGAGUCAUUAAAAUGUAUUGUUUGUGUAAAGUGUAAAGUUACUUUAAGAAAGGUGAUUUUCAAAUAUAUUGUUAUUUUAUACAUGA